AUGCGUUUUGAAUCAUUCUCCAUUUAUGAGAGUACAUUAUUACCAUUAGUUAAUAUACCAUUAUUAGAUUAUACAUUAGAAUUUUUAGCAGCAUCAGGAGUACAACAAAUAUUUGUAUUUUGUUGUGCACAUGCAUCACAAAUUAAAGAAUAUAUUCAAUCAUCAAGAUGGCAUGAUCUUCCAGGUGUUCAAGUAAUUUGUAUGACAGGUUCAAAUUGUAACAAUAACAAUAACAACAACAACAAUAAUAAUAAUAAUAAUAAUAAUAAUAAUAAUAAUAAUAAUAAUAAUAAUAAUAAUAAUAAUAAUAAUAAUAAUAAUAAUAAUAAUAAUAAUAAUCCAAUUGAACCUGAUUCAGUUAAAUUUCAUCGUGAAGUUGGUGAUACAAUUAGACGUGGUAUUAUAGAGAAAUUACCUUUAGAGAAUAUUCAAUUAGAAAUCAAUGGUUUGAAAUUCGCUUAUGAUAGAGAUGGUUUAGAUUGUUUAACAAGUAUUUUACCAGUUUUAUUGUUGGUUAAAUUCUCAAGAGAAGAUAGUAUGGUAGAUCUUAUCUUUAAAAUUCAAGAUUUUUGUGAUGAAAAUGAUGUUAUCUCUGAAGAGGCAAUCUUUGAAUGGGCUGAAGAAAUUGAAGAAGAUGAUGGUUUUUAUUUAAAGAAAUGCAGAAGUUUAAUUUCAAUUGCACAUGGAGACUUGAACGGUGAUGGUAAUGAUGAUUUGAUAUAUGCUAUAAAUUCAGAAGGACUAUAUGUAUUUUAUGGGCCAUUAGCAAGUAAUUUUAAUUUUCAAACAGACAUAUCAAAGAUCAACGGUUCAAAUGGUUUUAUUUUUUUAAAUGCUACUGUUCGAAUGAAUAAUAUAGCUGUUGGUGAUAUAAAUAAUGAUGGGUUUGACGAUAUUGCUCUUUUUUUACAUAUUAUACCAGGAAAACUUUGUGUUAUCUAUGGUACUGAUCAAAUUAUAUCACCUUCUACUUUUUCGACAGUGAAUGGUAAUAAUGGUUUCUAUAUUUCUCACGUUUCGUCCUCUAAUAUUGCAUUUGGGUUUGUAAGAUCAAUCAUUGAUUUCAAUGGUGACUCAAUUAAAGAUUUAUUUGUCUCUGCAAGUAUAGGAACUUAUGCAACUUCAGGAACACCAAUUUCAUAUAUGAUAUUUGGUAUAAACGGUGGUAAAUUUCAAGUUAAUUCACAGUUUGAAUUUGACCCUUCAACAUUAAAUGGGAGUAAUGGUUUUUUAAUUAAUAAUUUCAAUUCAUAUGCGGCUUAUCCUUAUGAUAUGAAUAAUGAUGGGAUUGGUGAUAUAAUGAUAAAUAGGGGACAGAUAGCAAUCGAUAUUAUUUAUGGUAGUAGAGGCCCUUUUACCUCACCAUAUAUCCCAGUUUAUGAUGGUGUCAAAGGUACCAGUUUCAGCUUUUUAGGUUGCACAACAAAUAAUAAUGUUCAUCCAAAUGCUUUUGGAGAUUUUAAUAAUGAUGGACUAAAUGAUUUUGGUAUUCUUACAAGACUUACUUCGGGGGGUGACUAUAUAGCUUUUUUGGUUUGGGUAAAACAGAAUAUCCACCAACAACAACAUUAA
Dictyostelium discoideum AX4 is the source of this 1572-nucleotide messenger RNA. RefSeq lists its product as hypothetical. The transcript is spliced from 5 exons. Lineage: Eukaryota; Evosea; Eumycetozoa; Dictyosteliales; Dictyosteliaceae. The record is from RefSeq and is a predicted model, not a curated record. Bases 1 to 1572 code for a protein of 523 amino acids.